Boleophthalmus pectinirostris (great blue-spotted mudskipper) is the source of this 5349-nucleotide messenger RNA. Its product is annotated as phosphoribosyl pyrophosphate synthetase-associated protein 2. NCBI's taxonomy places the organism in Eukaryota, Metazoa, Chordata, Actinopteri, Gobiiformes, Gobiidae. Gene Ontology annotation, biological process: 5-phosphoribose 1-diphosphate biosynthetic process; purine nucleotide biosynthetic process. The record is from RefSeq and is a predicted model, not a curated record. Gene Ontology annotation, molecular function: ribose phosphate diphosphokinase activity; magnesium ion binding. The coding region runs from base 307 to 1419 and encodes 370 amino acids. Gene Ontology annotation, cellular component: ribose phosphate diphosphokinase complex; cytoplasm. The transcript is spliced from 11 exons.
GCAGUCGUGUUAGAUACCCGCAUCUGUAUGACAGGUGCUAACUGCCCCUCUGUCCGUCCGAUCCUGUCAAGAAACAGCUCUUUUAACAGGAAAAUAUUCGCUUAAUAUGUUGUUAAAGUUGUAAACGUAGUAGUGUAGCAUCCCGGAGCUCAUUGUGCGUUUUGACUACGUGUAAAGCUCGUGAAAACCGGUUAGCCUGUGCGCCGCUAAACAAAACAACAGCACUUACCAAGAAAUUCUUCAGCAAACUGAACCUCAAGGUCAUUUUAUUUAUUUAGCAAAAAAAUAAAUAAAAUAAAAGCCACGAUGAAUGUUCCCAAAACUGGCUACCGCGUUUUUUCCGCAAAUUCCUCCGCAGCUUGCACAGAACUGGCCAAAAAGAUAACAGAACGACUCGGAGUUGAACUGGGGAAGUCUGUGGUAUUUCAAGAAUCCAACAGAGAGACUAGAGUGGAUGUCAAAGAGUCCGUACGUGGCCAGACUAUUUUUAUCAUCCAGACUAUACCCAGAGAUGUUAACACAGCCAUCAUGGAGCUGCUGGUCAUGGCCUACGCUCUCAAAACGUCCUGCGCCAAGAACAUCAUCGGAGUCAUCCCGUAUUUCCCCUACAGCAAACAGUGCAAGAUGAGGAAGAGGGGCUCCAUCGUGUCCAAACUGUUAGCGUCCAUGUUGGCCAAAGCUGGAUUAACUCACAUUAUAACGAUGGACCUACACCAGAAGGAGAUCCAGGGCUUCUUCAGCUUUCCUGUGGACAACCUCCGUGCCUCCCCAUUUUUGAUACAGUAUAUUCAAGAGGAGAUUCCAGAUUACAGAAAUGCAAUAAUUGUUGCAAAGUCACCAGCAGCAGCCAAGAGAGCACAGUCGUACGCAGAGCGUCUCAGGCUGGGACUGGCUGUGAUCCACGGAGAGGCUCAAUGCUCCGAGUCAGACAUGGCUGACGGCAGACACUCCCCUCCCAGUGUGCGCAACACCACCGGACACACCGGCCUUGAGCUGCCCUCAGGCAAACAACAAGCUCCGUUCCCUGGCAUAGAGCUCCCAAUGAUGAUGGCCAAAGAGAAGCCUCCCAUCACUGUAGUCGGAGAUGUCGGAGGGAGAAUUGCCAUCAUUGUGGAUGACAUCAUAGACGACGUGGGAGACUUUGUUGCGGCCGCAGAGCUCCUCAAAGAGAGAGGAGCCUAUAAGAUCUACAUCAUGGCCACUCACGGUUUACUGUCCGCAGACGCUCCCCGGCUCAUCGAGGAGUCUGCCAUCGACGAGGUUGUGGUGACAAACACCGUCCCACACGAAGUCCAGAAGCUGCAGUGUCCCAAAAUCAAGACGGUGGACGUGAGCAUGAUCCUGGCCGAGGCGAUCAGGCGAAUCCACAACGGAGAGUCCAUGGCCUACCUGUUCCGUAACAUCACAACUGACGACUAGACCUGCGGAGGUGGGUCCAACUGUGAGAAAUAAACUGUACAAAUAUGAAGUUAUGCUAUGCCUGCCAGGAUCACAUACAAUACACUACAUAAAGUAACAAAGAAACAAACAUGAAAAGAGAUUGAAGUUUUCAGACGGUGUAAAUUGUAAAACGCGGUACUGAAAAUAAGUCGAGAAGAGUAAAUAUAUGCUUGGAUUUUAAUGUAAUGCUGCUCAUUUGAAAAAAAAAAUUCAAGCGGAAAUAGUGCUGAAAAAAAGUCUUAGGCAGUUUGUGAAUAAAAAAUGCAAAAAAAAACGUAAAAGUAGGGCUGAGCGAUAUGGCAAUGAAAAUUUACAAUCAUGUCUUCUAUGGGUGUAAAUUUCCCAUUCAUAUUUUCCAUAAUAUGUGGUCACUAGAGUUGGGUAUCGUUAAGAAGUUGCCGAUACGAUACAUACCUCGAUACAUAGGCUUCGAUACGAUACAUAUCUCGAUACAGUGCCCUUUCGAUUAGAUAUGAUACAUUUCAAAUCGAUUCAAUACGUUUCAGUAAAAAAUAAUGGCUAAAUCAUUGCUGUAAUACGAAAAGUCUUUGUUAAACCACUUCUUGUGCAAAGUGAAUAUGAAACACAAACAUUUUAAUCCUCAAAACUGUGAAGAUGUCAAAUGUGUCGCAUAAAUGAGUUUCCUUUCUUUAAACAAGAAAUAAAACUCUAGCUCUGUAAAAAAUAAUUUAGUGAAAUAUACCAAAAAAUACUCUUGGCGAUACAUCGACACAGCAGCCCCUGAUAUCAAUACUGUAUUAUCACAAUAAAUUAUACAAUACGAUAUUGAUAUUUCAAUAUUUUAGCACAGCCCUAGUGUAACUGUUCAUGAGACAUAGAUUUUCAGUCAUAAAAAAAAAAUUCAAAACCUAAAAUUCUGUUUAUCUGUCAUUUUGUUGAUAAUUUGCGAUUUAUACAGUUCAUAAUCUAGUUUCCCGCUGCAUGACAAGCGAUAAGCUUGUUCAUGGCUCCCUGUGCGUCUGGGUCGUUUUAAAUAAACUUUUACAGACUUGAGGGGCAAUCCUGCAACAUGGCAUGACACAGUAGAAUGUGUAUUGUAUAUUGCUGAGAUAUUUUAUGAAUUUUUGUUCCAUUUACUGCCUCAGCAACACCUACCGCGUACCAUUAUACCUUAAAUCUCCACAGUAUUAAAUUGCACAGGGAGCACACUACUGGUCAAAAGUUUUAGAACACCACACUUUUUUUUCCAGUUUUUUACUCUCUACUGUUACCAAAACGUAUUCUAAACUUUUGAUUCAUGAAAGUGUCCACCUUUGGCAGAUAGAAAAUCUGAACACACUCGUGGCUCGUUCUUUUUACAAUAGAAAUGAAAUAUUCUUCAGAAAGUUCUUCCCAAGUCUGUUGCAGAAGUUCUCAUAAAUGUGUGGCACUUGUAGGUUUCUUCGCUUUCACUCUUCUCUUCAGUUCAUCCCAAAACCAGCUCGAUGGGGUUUAAGUCUGGAGACUGUGCUGGACACUCCAUGUUUUCAAGUUUACCAUUUUGUUCUUUUUCCUGAGGUAGUUUUGGCAGAGCUUGGACUUGUGUUUUGUAUCUUUUAUCUUUUUGUUAAACCUCUGGAUGUUCAGUUCUUACCUUUGUACCAUUUCAAGCUUUUCAUUGGACUUGCACGACUUGAAUUGCAAUAAAUAACUGGAAAAAUGAGGGUGUUGUAAAACUUUUGACAAGCAGUGUAUAUGCUCAAGAUAUGAUUUAACCUCUAAAGAGUCCCCUCAAGUCGUACACCGGUGCCAAAAGCCGCAUACACUGAUGACGUACUUCAUUUUUUUGAGUCUAUAUGCAAAAUAUGAAUGGGAAGUUGCGAUGCCGUGAGUGGGUUGAACCAAUCACAGUGCGUCACAUCGCUCAGCCCUCCUCAAAAGCAGACCGGUAAUGAAAAUAUAGUGCCUAUAAACUUUGUGUAAUCCUUAUAAUCAACCUUGUUAUUGUGAAAGUCAGCUGUCCUCCUCAAAAUGGUAAAAGUUCUCUUGUCCAGAUGUUAACCACAAAUGACACACACAAAAAAAUACAUGAUUUGUUUUAGCAUUUUUUCACACCUGCCUAAAACUUGAGCUCACAAGUUAUGGUACCUCACGUCAACUGACUGAAGCAAACAAAUAAAUGACAAUAUUUUCACUUUAGAUUUUAAUUGCAAUACUUUCACAGAAGCGUAUUUUAAAACGACGUUCAAGUGUCUUGUUUCGUUUGCUGGAUUUUUGCACACUCUGCCACAUGGAAGUAUAUACAUGAAUUCUGCUGUGAAAAAAACGAAAUAAACCAUCGAAAGACUGUAGGACGUGAUGGUGGUGGAGAACAGGGCAGUAGCAGUUUGUUGUUUACUGUUUACCUCACUGUGUUAGCGUUUAAUGGGAUAAAGAAACCCACUGUGCGCAUUUAUCUAUAUGGUGUUUUGAAUGUAAACGAGAAAGAAGAGAUAUAUUUUUAACAUAAAUGAAAUAGUAAUGAAAAUAAAGUCUUAAUAUUUAAACAAUUCAGCCAAUUCCAGUGAUUAAUUUCUCUGUCUUGUCUUAAAAAUCUUAUUGGGUCUAUUUUUCAUAUGUAGCGUACUGCGUAUAAAGAGCCUGUAUGUGGACUAUUUUUAAACAGCAGCAUGCAAUCAAAAAAAUAAGAUCACGUUUUUUGAAUAACUACAUUUUAAUAGUCUUAAUAAAGCAUGAACAAAGACUAGUUUAUUAAGAUUCAGACUUCAGAUUCAGUGAAAUUUUGUUUUUAGAGCUUUUAACAUUGUUCCCUCAUCAAAAAAACAUGCCUGGAUUUGUAUUUUCACACUAAUUUAACACAUCUGCUCCUACUUAGUAAUAAAAAACUCACAAUUUUAUAUAUAUUAUUAUUUAUUUAUUAUUGUAUUUUUAGUUGUAUAUAUACUUUAAUAUAUAUGCCUUAUUUGAGUCUAGUCUCUUUUUUUUUUUUUUUUUUUUUUUGCUACUUAUGCAGAAUUUAUUAUGACCAUUAUAUAUAUUUUCUCUUUGUUAUUAUGAUGUGAUGUAUGAGCUACUGUCUCCAAGUAAUUUCCCUUGUGGAUCAGUAAAGUUUCUCUUAAAUUACCAGUAUUCUUACAUCACAUGUAAAAGUCCAGGAUGUUUUAAGUCCAUAAAUCAAAAUUGGAGCAAUUCUGCUGUCAAAUUUUGUUCAUUCCAACUGCAUACUUGUUCUCAUGUUGGAAAAUAUUACUAAACCUAGUCAUUUUUCUUUACUUAUUCAAUAGCAACUCCUUCUGCUGCCAGUAGAUGGAGCCCUAACCCCAGUUCCCAGUAUACUGAGCAUACCUGUGUAUAUUGGGUGUAGAUAACCAUCAUUUUAAGCUCUAAAACAUGAGAUGCCAAAGCAAAGUGUGAUUAAAGGCCAGCAACAAUACAAUAUUUUUAAUGAAUACCAUAACCAUAAGUCCUAACCCUCAUAUAAGUAAUAAGUAGUAAUCCUGAAUCAUUCUUAAUCAUUUGGCCAUUAUGUCUUUGUUCAUGCUUUAUUACGAGGUGUAGUUAUCGAUUUGUUUAUAUCUUGAGCUGUAUGUUACCCUAUAGAAACUAAAUUAAAUUAACAAAAUUCAAUUAGGUUGGUGCUGGUUGCUACUUUUUGUAUGAGUAUUUCUGUGCUCAGGGAUAUUCUAAGCCAUUUGUGUGUUUUGUGUCGCUGUUUUGUUUUUUUUGUUGUUGUUGACAUUUACAGGUUGUCCUUCCUCUGUCUAAACUUCUUCAUUUUCUUGUAUUAACAGAGUCAGAUUCCUCCUGCCUGAUGGCGCAGGUGGUACAAGGUUGUAUUGUUGUUGUUUUUUUUCCACCAGCUAGUUCUAUUCUGGUCAUUGUCAACUGUCAUCUGCUCUGUAUAUUUCAAGUCCUACAUUUCAGGCCUUGGUCUGCUGUUGUACAUGAAAUAAAAGCAUUUAAGCUACA